Messenger RNA from Aspergillus puulaauensis, 1788 nucleotides. RefSeq names its product ASCC2 family CUE domain-containing protein. The transcript has a single exon. NCBI's taxonomy places the organism in Eukaryota, Fungi, Ascomycota, Eurotiomycetes, Eurotiales, Aspergillaceae. The coding region runs from base 1 to 1788 and encodes 595 amino acids. Gene Ontology annotation, molecular function: ubiquitin binding. The record is from RefSeq and is a predicted model, not a curated record.
AUGAGCUGUUGCUAUCCCUCCAGCUCAGCGUUGAAAAAGCUCCUAUCUGAUGCGUGGGGUAAACAUGAGGAUUUAAUCUCAUCAAGUUUAGAGAAAGGGAAAGCAGGGAUCAUUGUACAGCUCUCUGCGUCUGACUCCAGCAGUAUCUUCAAAGCUGUCUCUGAUAUCCGGCUAUUGACUAUAUUGGCAUCCUCGCUCCCAGCCUGUGGACAUGUGCUCAUGGCCGGGUCUGACUAUCUGGAUACUGUUGCAGAAGCAUAUCAAACGCAAAAACUAGAGGAUAUCCGCAGGUCUCUGGUUGCCAAUAUAUAUGUUGGCUUUACUUCACUAUUGAAAAGCACAAAGCCGAAUCUUACUCUUCUGCUGGACCAAUUGUUUGGCUUAAAAGCCAGCGUCGGCGUGGGCACGCCGAGGAUGAAGAAAGAGCCAACGCUCCUCUCAGAUGUCAUUUGCAGUUCUGACAUCUUAACUCGAGUUGAACGGUAUCUGGCUGUGCAGCCCCAGAAACGGGGACAAGAUCUCGUCUCAAGUUUACGUACAUAUCAAUAUGAGUCGAAGUCCUUUCACCACCGAUAUCAAAAGCCGAAGAAGCGGAUCGAGAAAGGAAAAGGUCGAGCGUCAGACCUUCCGGCAUCAGAAGAAGUUCACGCUCAUAAGAUGUCUCUAAUAAGUCAGAUCCAAGACCUCUUCCCUGACCUUGGAUCAGGCUACAUCGUGAGACUGCUAGACUUCUACGGCGACAACCCAGAAACGAUAAUUGCACACCUUCUCGACGCCUCUAUUCCCCCAGAGCUUCAAGAUCUAGACAGAUCGGAGCAGCUCCCCCCUACACCAGCAACCCGCCAUGACCCUCUUCCUCCCAAAUCAACACCGCCCCAGUCCCCUUCAAUACCAGCGCCAGAGCCGCGCAGAAACGUCUUCGACAAAGACGUCGACCUCGCCGAACUUGCGCGCUCCAACGACCUCACCACCACCAACAACAAUAAGAAGGACAACACCCUGCGCUUUGGCCGCGCAAACCCCUCCCUCACAGCCGACGACAUGCUCGCAGACCGCAGCAACCACACCGCCAACAAAGCAGCCAUCCUCUCCGCCCUGGCAACCUUCGACUCCGACGAUGACGAGCGCGACGACACCUACGACGUCGCCGACGUUGGCGGCACAGUCGACGCCACAGACGAAGGCGCAGGGACCACAGAUGAGCUAGAUCUCACCCUGCUACGCGCCUAUAAAGCCACACCGUCUCUAUUCGCUCGAGACUCGGCAACGCGCCGCUCGCAGCCGCGGGAUACCCUCAAGCGCGAGUCCGGACUAACGGAUGAAGCGCUCGAGGGAUGGGCGGUCAUGAUAAUGCGGAAUCCGAACCGUCUCGCGAAGCUGGAAAGUAAGCUUGCUCUUUCCGCGGGUGGUGGGUUCACGCCGGGUAUUGGCCUGUCUCAGCCUGAGAUUCCGUCGACGUCGUAUCGUCGGCCGAAGGCGGAUGGGGAAUCUGAAAGUGGGACUGAAGGUGAGCCGUCGGCGUCUCCAGGGCGAGGCGGCUCUGCUCGAGGUCGUGGUCGUGGCAGCAGCGGUGGUGGUGGUGGUGGUGGACGGGGUGGAAGGGGCCGAGGUGGUGGGAGGGGUGGUGGUCGCGGAGGCGGAGGUGGUGCAGGUGGUGGUGCUUCUGCAGACCAGAAUCCAGCUGCUUCACGACAGAGAAAGGAGGAGAAUAAAGCGAGCCGGGCGAACCAUAAUCGACGGCAGCAGAGAGCUAAGAAGGUUGCGAGAGCUGGCGGGAUGGUUGGGUAA